This is a messenger RNA of Drosophila subobscura, 646 nucleotides long. RefSeq lists its product as uncharacterized. The transcript is spliced from 2 exons. Bases 33 to 635 code for a protein of 200 amino acids. Lineage: Eukaryota; Metazoa; Arthropoda; Insecta; Diptera; Drosophilidae. The record is from RefSeq and is a predicted model, not a curated record.
GCUAACACGCACGGGAAUUUAAAUCCAGAAAAAUGGCAGAAAAGAGCGUACCAAAUAUCAAAACAUUUGGCAAGAUUGUGCCAGGAUCAGUGGAAAGCACUGCCAUGGGACGUGGGACCACGCCGUCUCCAUCAAUUUUGGGGCGCAGCCACAAUGCCUCUGUUGGAGAUUCGAACUGCGCUUCAGCGCACUGCCUUGUCGUACCCGUGCGGCAGAAACCGCUGGGCGCGUACAUGCACCUACAGAGUGCGAGCCCAAGGGCAGUGGGUGCCGCGGUCACGCCAGGCAUCAGCUACGCGGCGGCCGUCGAGAAUGUCGUUGCGGCCCAACAAAUGGCAAACGUCAAAAUGGCCAUACCGCCACGUGUCGGGAAGCAGCAAAAGCCGUGCAAAGCCAACAGGCGGGCGACAAUCGACUCAAACUUUACGAUAUUCGACGAGGAGCCCAAGCCACAUCUUGUUAUGCUAUAUAAGAAGGAGACGCCACCCGUGGCUAAAAAGAAACCAAUUGCUGAGAGAAAAACUGUCCAAGAGGUGCAGCAGAAAAAAACAGAUCGCGAAAGUAGUCCCGAAGCAGCUGAAAAAACCCGAACAGUUUUUUCAGAAAAAACAACCAAAGAAUGCACCGCAGGGUGAGCCUCAGAAUG